GAUAGGGAGAGGGAGACAUUGGGAUAUAGGGGAGGGAGGGACAGACAGGUGGGGGGAAUCCAUCUAGUGACAGAGAGAGAGACAACGGAGUGAGAAAAAGUAGAACCAAAGUUUUGAAAAUCUAGGAUAGAGAAGUGAGGGAGGAGAGACUCAGGGAAGAGAGAGAGAGAGAGAGAGAGCGGUGGGGGGGGGGAAGGGAGACAGUGAAUGAGACAAGGUGAAAUAAGGAGGGAGAGAAAGACAAAAGGAACUGAGGGAAGAGUGAGAGAGAGAGAGAGAGAGACACUGAGGAAAGAGAGAGAGAGAAACUAAGGAGAGAGGGAGAGAGAGAAACUGAGGAAAGAGAGAUAAAAACUGAGGAGAGAGAGAAACUGAGGAGAGAGGGAGAGAAACUGAGGAAAGAGAUAAAAACUGAGGAAAGAGAUAAAAACUGAGGAAAGAGAGAGAGAGAAACUGAGGAGAGAGGGAGAGAGCGAGAGAAACUGAGGAGAGAGGGAGAGAGCGAGAGAAACUGAGGAAAAGAGAGAGAGAGAAACUGAGGAGAGAGAGAGAGAAAAACUGAGAAAAGAGAGAGAGAUAAAAACUGAGGAAAGAGAGAGAGAGAAACUGAGGAGAGAGGGAGAGAGCGAGAGAAACUGAGGAGAGAGGGAGAGAGCGAGAGAAACUGAGGAAAAGAGAGAGAGAGAAACUGAGGAGAGAGAGAGAGAAAAACUGAGAAAAGAGAGAGAGAGAAAAACUGAGGAAAGAGAGAGAGAGAAACUGAGGAGAGAGGGAGAGAGAAAAACUGAGGAGAGAGGGAGAGAGCGAGAGAAACUGAGGAAAAGAGAGAGAGAGAAACUGAGGAAAAGAGAGAGAGAGAAACUGAGGAAAGAGAGAGAGAAAAACUGAGGCAAGAGAGAGAGAGAAACUGGGGGGGGGGGAGAGAGAGAGAGAAAAACAGAGGGAAGGGAGAGCCAGACAGUGCUAGGUAGUGAGGUGGAAAGAGAGAGGGUGAAGGGCGAGAGAGAGAGAUAAGUGAGUGGAAGAUAGUGUGAGAGAGCGAGGAACACCGACGGGGCAGUUGGUCAGCCUGAGGAGCAGGCCUGGGUUUCUGGACGGGACGCUGAGAGCGGGAAGGUUGGGGUGAGCCAAGGGGGCCAUUCUCGGGGAGGGUGGGCCUAGCGAAGAGGUGCCAUGACCUGGGGCCUACUCUCCGUGUUGGCCUACUGCGUCUGGGGCCUAGUCCAAUGCCAGACGGCAGUGACACAGCAGCGCCUGGUCAGAUGGGGGGCGCCGCUGAGCCCCGGGCUCCCGGGACGACUCCCCGCCCCGGGCCCGACCCGGAAGCUUCCGGAAAGAGGCAUCCCGCGUCCCGGACGGCUGAGGGAGACCCUGGGGGCCACGCCCAGACCCCGACCGGGCGAAGGCGCUGUCACCUUCUGCCAGGUGGAUGGGUGGUUGCUGUACCAGGGGGCGAUCUGGUCCCCCCGACCCUGCCGCGUCUGCACCUGCGAGGCAGGAGGCGCCCUCUGCGAGGACAUCGAGUGCCUGGCCCUCAGCUGCGAGAAGACCCAGAGGCCGCGUGGCCAGUGCUGUCCAGUGUGCGUGCCAGACCACCGCCAAGGGACCUCCGCCCGGCCAGGCCUAGGGGGCGCUCCAAGCGGAGGCCGCGACCGCGUCCCGGCCAAUGGCAAGGUGGCCGGGAGGCGACCCAAGGCCCGAGGGGAUGCCAGGCUUCGGGAAGCCGCCCGCCGGCCCUCGCGUCCGGCCCGAGGGAGGAAGGCGCCGGAGGAGGGGCCAGGAGCUCGCGGCAAGCGGGGGUCGCCCCGACGACCGGGCCCAGCUGGAGCCAGGACACGGGAGGCGGCCCUCCUCCGGCCCGUAGCCGUCUCCCGAGGUAGUGGAGGGGAGCCAGAAGUCGGCCUCCAGGCAGUAGGCCGCGCGGAAGGCGAGGUAGGCCCCAGGAGGCCAGAGGUGGGCCUGAGGAAGCCGGAGUUAGGCCUCAAAAGGCCAGAGGUCGGCCCCACGAACCCAGAGUUACGUCCGAAGGAGCCCGACCUCGGCCCCAAGAAACCAGAGUUAAGCCUGAAGGAGGUGGGGGUAGGCCUGAAGAAGGAAGGUCUGAAUAGCCCAGAGGUCAGUGUGAAGAUCCCAGAGGCAGGCCUGAAGGAGCCUGAGACAGGCCUGAAGGAGCCAGAUGUAGGCAUUGAGAAGGUAGGCCUCUGGAGCCCAGAGUUCGGCCUGAAGGAGGUAGGCAUAAAAAGCCCAGAGGUAAGCUUGAAGAAGGUAGGUCUCAAAAGCCCAGACAUGGGCCUGAAGAAGCCAAAAGUAGGCCUGAAGAAGCAAGUGGUAGGCCUGAAAGAGGUAGGCCUCAAGAGCCUAGAAGUAGGCCUGAAGAAGCCUGAAGUAGGCCUGAAGAAGCCAGAGGUAGGCCUGAAGAAGCCAGUGGUAGGCCUGAAAAAAGUAAGUCUCAAAAGCCCAGAAGUAGGCCUGAAGAAGCCAGAGGUAGGCCUGAAGAAGCCAGUGGUAGGCCUCAAAAGCCCAGAAGUAGGCCUAAAGAAGCCAGAGGUAGGCCUGAAGAAGCCAGAGGUCAGCCUGAAAGAAGUAGGGCUCAAAAGCACAGAAGUAGGCCAGAAGAAGCCAGAGGUAGGCCUGAAGCAGGUAGGCCUCAAAAGCCCAGAAGUAGGCCAGAAGAAGCCAGAGAUAGGCCUGAAGAAACCAGAUGUAGGCCUGAAGCAGGUAGGCCAGAAGAAGCCAGUGGUAGGCCUGAAGGAGGUAGGCCUCAAAAGCCCAGAGGUGGGCCUGAAGAAGCUUGAGGCACACCUUAAAAAAACAGAAGUGGGCCUGAAAACGGUAGGCCUCAACAAGCCAGACGCGAGCCUGAGAAAGGGAGGCCUCAACAAGCCAGAAGUAGAACUUGAGAAUCCUGAGGUAGGCCUGAAGAAAGUUGACCUCAAGACACUGGAGGCCGGAGACCAGGGGCUGAAGCAGGGACAAGGCGUCAAGAAGCCAAACAGAGGGCGCAAGAAGGCUAAUGUGGACCCGAAGGUGCCCAAAAUGGGCGACAAGCAGCAGGUGGUUCAUGGGAAACCGGCUAGAGGCCGGGGGAGUGCCAGGGAGCAGGGCCCAGGACCCAGCAAGGAGCAGAGGGCCCAAAGGAAGCCGGGAGCAGGCCGGGCCGAGGUGGUGAAGGGGCAGACAAAAGGGAGGAAGUCUCCCGGCGCCAGGAAGGAUGGCAAGGAGAACCAGGCCGGAGCCAGCGCCCGCAACGGCACCGGUGUCUCCGUGCCUUUCCCCCAGGAGCUCCUACCACCCCCCGAGAGCGAGACGGGGGCACCGUCUCUGCCCGUGGGCUGCAUCCUGGCGGAGAACGCGAUUGCCUGCCCAGCUGCCAAGCUGACGGAGAUCCCGAAACUGGUGGACCCAGGUUUACAGACUCUCUACCUGGCAGACAAUGGCAUCCGGUCCGUUUCUGCGUCGGAUUUUUCCGGGCUCCCUAAUCUCCAGUGGUUGGAUCUGAGCCGGAACAGGAUCGCGGGAGACAGCUUGGAUUCCGACGCUUUCCGGAACCUGACCAGACUCCGGAGGUUGAACCUGGAUGGGAACCGCAUCUCGCGGGUGCCUCACUUGCCGGGCUCCCUCCGGGAGCUGAAACUCAACGAUAACCGUCUCCGGAGGCUGGACCGUCGCAGCUUCCGAGGCCUGCACCAGCUGCUCACCCUGGGCCUGGAAGGGAACAACCUGAACGACGGCAAUGUCCACCCUGGUGCGCUGCGCUCCCUCAAGAGCCUGGUCUACCUGCGUCUGGGCCGUAACCGCUUCCGGGCACUGCCCUCCGGCCUGCCCUCCACCCUCAAGGAGCUGCACCUCGAGAACAAUCACAUUGAGGAGGUUCCCGGCGGUGUGUUGAACAAGACCCUGAACCUCACCCUGCUGGUCCUUCGCCACAACCGACUUCAGGAAACCCGGAUCCACCCUCGCGCCUGGAUCCACCUGCGGAAGCUGGAGAUGUUGGAUCUCUCCCACAACCGGCUGGUGCACGUCCCGUCUUUCCUGCCCACGGGAACGCGGCAGCUCCUGCUCCACCACAACCAGAUCGAGAGGAUUCCCGGCUACGUGUUCGCCCACCUGGACCCCGGCCUGGAAUUCCUGCACCUCUCCUACAACCGGCUGCAGCACACCGGGAUCCACGGAGUCUCCUUCCUGGGCCUGGGCGAUUCCCUGCAGGAGCUGCUGCUGGAUCACAACCAGCUGGGGGCUAUCCCAGCCGGACUGCUGCAGCUCCACGCCCUGCAGGUCCUGCAGCUCAGUCACAACCACAUCUCGUAUGUUCCAUUAGACUCAGUGUGUGACACGCGGAUUAGUGAGGAUUCCAGCCUGGUGUCUGUCCACUUGGAGAACAACGUGAUAGACCCUCGCCUCAUCCCUCCAACAGCCUUCUCCUGCAUCUCCUCUUAUCAGAGUGUUAUCCUGCGCCCACAGAGAUAUGAGGAAUGACCCCCUUGCUGGACUCACAGCUUAUCGCAACUAUGGUUCCCCUCCCUCCCGACCGCCAAACCCUCACUCUGACCCCUCACCCUGAACGCUAAUCCUUCACCCUGACCCCUCACCCUGAACGUCAAUCCCUUCACCCUGAGCACCAAUACAUCACCCUGACCCUUCACCCUCAAUGUCGAUUUGUCACCCUGACCCCUCACCCUGAACGUCAAUCCCUCACUCUGACUCCUCACCCUGAACGCCAAUCCCUCACUCUGACCCCUCACCCUGAACGCCAAUCCUUCACCCUGACCCCUCACCCUGAACGUCAAUCCCUUCACCCUGAACACCAAUACGUCACCCUGACCCUUCACCCUGAAUGUCGAUUUGUCACCCUGACCCCUCACCCUGAACGCCAAUCCCUCACUCUGACCCCUCACCCUGAACGCCAAUCCCUCACCCUGACCCCUCACCCUGAACGCCAAUUUGUCACCCUGACCCCUCACCCUGAACGCCUAUCCCUCACCCUGACCCCUCACCCUGAACGCCAAUUCGUCACUCUGACCCCUCACCCUGAACGUCAAUCUGUCACACUAACACCUCACCCUGAACGCCAAGCCCCUCACUCUGACCCCUCACCCUGAAUGCCAAUCCCUCACCCUGACCCCCUCACCCUGAACGCCAAUCUGUCACACUAACACCUCACCCUGAAUGCCAAUCCCUCACCUUGACCCCUCACCCUGAACGCCUGUCACCCUGACCCCUCACCCUGAACGCCCAUCCAUCACCUUGACCCCUCACCCUGAACGCCAACCCCUCACUCUCACCGUUCACCCUGAACACUCACCCAUCACCCUGAACCCCAUCUACGCACGAUACUGGACCCCUGGCCCUCACACCCAGUUCUGACCUUACAGUGACUCCUUGACCCUUGACCCCUUUUUCCUGACUGGGCCUCAGGUCACCCCUGACGGUCCAGCCCCACCUGACACCAAAUCCCUUCCCCCCCCCCCCCUCCACCUCCCCGUGUUGUCCCUGUCCCUGGGAGUGGGGGACAGUGUAGAGGGAGCUUUACUCUGUAUCUAACCCCCUGUCCCUGGGAGUGGGGGACAGUGUAGAGGGAGCUUUACUCUGUAUGAAACCCCCCUGUCCCUGGGAGUGGGGGGACAGUGUAGAGGGAGCUUUACUCUGUAUCUAACCCCCUGUCCCUUGGAGUGUUGGGACAGUGUAGAGGGAGCUUUACUCUAUAUCUAACCCUCUGUCCCUGGGAGUGGGGGACAGUGUAGAGGGAGCUUUACUCUGUAUCUAACCCCCUGUCCCUGGGAGUGUUGGGACAGUGUAGAGGGAGCUUUACUCUAUAUCUAACCCUCUGUCCCUGGGAGUGGGGGACAGUGUAGAGGGAGCUUUACUCUGUAUCUAACCCCCUGUCCCUGUGAGUGGCGGGAUGGUGUAGAGGGAGCUUUCCUCUGUAUCUAACCCCCUGUCCCUGGGAUUGUGUGAUAGGGGACAGUGUAGAGGGAGCUUUACUCUGUAUCGAACCCCCUGUCCCUGGGAGUGGGAGACAGUGUAGAGGGAGCUUUACUCUGUAUCUCAUCCCCUGUCCCUGGGAAUGGGGACAGUGUAGAGAGAGCUUUACUCUGUAUGUAACCCCCUGUCCCUGGGAGUGGGGAAGAGUGUAGAGGGAGCUUUGCUCAGUAUCUAACCCCCUGUCCCUGGGAGUGGGGAAGAGUGUAGAGGGAGCUUUGCUCAGUAUCUAACCCCCUGUCCCUGGGAGUGGGGGGACAGUGUAGAGGGAGCUUUACUCUGUAUCUAACCCCCUGUCCCUGGGAGUGGGGGAGAGUGUAGAGGGAGCUUUGCUCAGUAUCUAACCCCCUGUCCCUGGGAGUGGGGGGACAGUGUAGAGGGAGCUUCACUCUAUAUAUAACCCCCUGUCCCUGGGCGUGUGUGAUGGGAGACAGUGUAGAGGGAGCUUUCCUCUGUAUCUAACCCCCUGUCCCUGGGCGUGUGUGAUGGGAGACAGUGUAGAGGGAGCUUUCCUCUGUAUCUAACCCCCUGUCCCUGGGCGUGUGUGAUGGGAGACAGUGUAGAGGGAGCUUUCCUCUGUAUCUAACCCCCUGUCCCUGGGCGUGUGUGAUCUGUGAAAUAAAGUGACCGGUUUAUGUGUGAAA
This is a messenger RNA of Hemiscyllium ocellatum (epaulette shark), 6623 nucleotides long. Its product is annotated as extracellular matrix protein 2-like. NCBI's taxonomy places the organism in Eukaryota, Metazoa, Chordata, Chondrichthyes, Orectolobiformes, Hemiscylliidae. Gene Ontology annotation, cellular component: extracellular matrix. Bases 1174 to 4476 code for a protein of 1100 amino acids. The record is from RefSeq and is a predicted model, not a curated record. The transcript is spliced from 9 exons. Gene Ontology annotation, molecular function: protein binding; heparin binding; collagen V binding. Gene Ontology annotation, biological process: positive regulation of cell-substrate adhesion; extracellular matrix organization.